Messenger RNA from Cherax quadricarinatus, 830 nucleotides. The record is from RefSeq and is a predicted model, not a curated record. Lineage: Eukaryota; Metazoa; Arthropoda; Malacostraca; Decapoda; Parastacidae.
UCACCAUGGCUGCCUCGCGGGACGACUUCUCUAAGAGUGAGGAUGAUGCUGAGGCUAGCAUGGACGAGGAGAAGCAGAGUCCCCGUGAGGACACUCCUCCAGCCCCCUGCGCCGUCUUCUGUGGUCCCAGGUCCUGCUCCACCCUGCCACCAACACUACCCUUACAACAACAACAACAACAACAACAACAACAGCAGCAGCAGCAGCAGCAGCAGCAGCAACAACAACUGCAAGCACAUGGAGCGUGUGAGCCCAAGCGUCGCCGUCUUUGGGGUUUGAGAGGUCUGGUGAAGAUGUUCCGACGUCGUGUGCGACGUCGUGCAGGAGAGAGUGUCGGCCCACAGCCUCCCCAGCCCACACUCAGAGCCAGGUCCACCUCAGAGUUGGCUGUUGACAUCCAGCACGGGAGGAGCAGUGGGGGUCCCUACAACCAGGGGUUGAGUGUGUCUCACGACUCAGUCUUCAGUCCUGACGCUGCUGCCGACGCCCACCACGCCCACCACUCCCACUCCACGCCCCCCGCCCUCGCCAUCGCCACCAGAGGCGUCAAUAUGGCGGAGCUGAAGGCGGCGCUGCGGAGGCGUCGUGGUGAGGACUCUGGCUCUGGUGACGACGACCCUGGUCUCCCACGUUCACCUCCCACCUCACCCACCACCCUCGAUGUUCUCAACCACGGACUCAAGAGUUGUUCGCGGGCGACACACAGCACUUGCAGUGAUGGUUCCCUGCUCUCCAUGGGCAGCUCUGAGAACGAUGAGGUGAGUACUCUUGUUAUGUUGAACACUCUGAGGACACAUUUGAAUGUAUUUUUAUUAGUACAAUCUCUAUAA